Striga hermonthica is the source of this 1416-nucleotide messenger RNA. NCBI's taxonomy places the organism in Eukaryota, Viridiplantae, Streptophyta, Magnoliopsida, Lamiales, Orobanchaceae. The record is from the annotation of a GenBank genome assembly.
CAAGGACACACAACAACAGGGAGAUGUGCGUGAACUUCUCGAAGAGUUUGAAGGAGUACUGGGCGAGCCCAAAGGACUACCACCACACCGAGAGUUCCACCAUCGCAUACCAUUGGUCAAUGAACAGCAUGCCAUACAUGUCCACCCUUAUAGGUACGCUCACUUUCAGAAAACCGAGAUCGAACGGCAAGUGGCUGAGAUGCUUGAAUCAGGACUCAUACAGCAUAGCAAGAGUCCGUUCUCUUCUCCAGUUCUGUUGGCUAAAAAGAAAGACGGCACGUGGAGAUUCUGUACUGACUAUCGAGCUCUAAACGCUGCAACCAUCAAGGACAGAUUUCCAAUCCCCAGUGUCGACGAUAUGCUUGAUGAGUUAGCUGGAUCACGCUAUUUCUCUAAGCUCGAUCUAAGAGCUGGCUACCAUCAGAUUCGACUACACAGAGCUGACAUCCCAAAGACAGCCUUUCGUACACACCAGGGCACUAUGGGUAUCUGGUUAUGCCAUUCGGCUUGUGCAACGCCCCAUCCACUUUCCAUAUACGUGAAAGAGAUGUUAGCAGUUGUCGAGGCUGUACGAUGUUGGAGGCCUUAUCUACUAGGCCGGCGAUUUCAGAUUGUUACAGAUCAGCAACCGCUCAAGCACCUAUUGGAGCAAAGGAUUGUUACCCCCGAGCAACAGAAGUUCGUGUCUAAACUUAUGGGGUUUGAUUUCGAGAUAAUCUAUCGACCAGGUCGCCAGAACGCAGUAGCCGACGCACUAUCCCGGCGAACAGACGUGCCCGAGUUGAGUGCGAUCACUGGGCCUACUUGGGCCAUUUGGGAGGAGAUCAGGAAGGCGCAAGUAGAGGAUACCCAUUGCCAGGAACUGCGCCAGUCGAUAGAAGCAGGGAAGACAACUGCUAUCGACUAUGAGCUGCAUAACGAUCUACUUCUGCACCGAGGUCGAGUCUAUGUCCCCGACAGUGGACAGUUACGCGAGCAGAUUUUGCAGCACUUCCAUGACUCCAAGGUGGGAGGCCACUCGGGUAUCUAUCGCACGUGGAUGAGGAUAGCCAACACGUUCUUCUGGCCAGGACAGCAAGGCACCGUCCGGGACUACAUAGCACGAUGCGACGAUUGUCAGCGUACUAAGUCUGACUCGCGACGGCCAGGUGGGCUGUUACAACCCUUGCCAGUACCCGAGGCAAUUUGGGAAGACAUCACCAUGGAUUUCAUCGAGGGGCUACCAAAUUCUAAUGGGUUUGACGGUGUUAUGAUUGUGGUGGAUCGUCUCACGAAGUACGCUCACUUCAUACCCAUUACCCAUCCUUACACCGCAAAGUCAAUUGCCAGGCUAUUCGUGGAGUAUGUGAUGAAACUGCAUGGAGCGCCUCGAUCCAUCGUCUCUGACCGAGACCGGAUUUUUAUGAGCAGCUUUUG